GCGAAUUUGUGAGGAGGAGAAGCCGCGCACCGGCGUCCUUCUUGUGGACCGUAACCACGCAUUCGAUUGCAAACAUCGAGCGCAGGUGACAAAUGUUGCGUCCUGCGACGUCGUGACCUCGAAACCUACACGCAGGUCUACUACAGAUUUGACUGCUGGUGCAGUCAAUCUAGGCCUGAGACUGAGGCCGAACAUCGCACAUGUCAGGGAAGGGCCGAGGGAAGGGCCGAGGAGAGACGAAUCUGCUCGAGCUUGUUUGAUUGUGUGAUCUUUUCGACGUUCAGUCCGCUUCUUUGGGAGGAAGAACUUCGGGAAGUCGGAUGCAAGAAACGCUGUGUAUGCCGGGAGGGGCUUGAGAGGAACGAGGGAAUGGGGGAGCGAGAGCUUGCUUGAUCUGAGAGGAGCGUAGGACAUGGCGAGCGCGUAUGGAAGCAACGGGUUGGCCGGGGGGCUUGUGCCCAAGGCGCGGACGCAGUCGUCGGGGUUCAGUAGUUCUACGAAGAAGGCUUUUCUGACUGUCAAUGGCAAUGCGCGCACUGGUUUUCCAAAUGCCCACAUUGCAUUUAGAGCUGGAUUUUUGCCGCAUAGAGAUUUGGUGUGCAGAGCCUCCCGGCAAUUGGGCGCAAUGUUGAAGCCUGUACAAGUGGCGAGCCCUGCGUCUGUGCUUUCUUCCAAGGUCCAUUUCUCUCGCAAAGUCGCGGUUGUUCAUCCGUAUGAACGAGUAUGUCGCGACCGGCGAUUGUCUGGCAGCCUGUCGGUUUUUUGCAACGCUCGGCGAGCUGUAGACGCAGUAGAGGAGAAAAGGAAAGUUGUGGUUAAUGUUGUGGACAAGGAAAUGAUUUUGAGGCCUAGAGCUGAGCGAGCUGAAAGUUUCAAACAAUCUCCCGAGCUUGAUUCCCGAAAUGCCACAACAAUUGACUCUCCUCAAGGUGCUUCUAUUCUGACUGUUCAUCAAGAAGAAUUGGAGAUCACGGAAAGUGCAGAGCCGACGGAAGCUUUUGUGAACGAGGAUGAAAAGAAUGUGAAUGUUAGUGGACGGCGUCGGAUUGUCGAAGAUUCAGAGAAGUCUGUUGUGGAGAAUGACGCUCUAUUAGUCGGUGACAAGCGUGUUGAUCAUUUGAAGAGUUUUGUUGAAUUAGACUCAUCAAACAUCAAUUCUACGCCGUCUACCGCUAGUCGAUCAGUCAAUGGGGAAUUGCUAGCAGUCGACACACUUCACAUAGACGCACUUCCUGGUGUUGAUAAUGCUAGAUCUGUGGAAUCUAUGCAAGAAAAUUAUAGCAGUCCUACAAAGAACCAAAGCGUGAAAGCAGGAUUGGUUUCUAAGCCUCAGAAGAAAACGAAUGCAGACGCUCAACUGAAGGAAGCGUUCUCCGGUAUCAAGAGGAUAUUGGCCAAGGAUGGAGAAAAGGUCAUGGGUUGGGCUAGGAAUCUGCGGGAGCGUACAGGUGUGGAUAAGAUUAUAGCCAGAGAUGUGGAGACUAUACAGGAAGCAGUUAACUGGGUGAAGGAGCUAGCUUUGCCGGACUUGAAGAAGGAUGUCACAGAAAUCGUGGCCAUGAGAAUACUGGAGGAUCCGUCUGCUGUUCCUGGCCCUCCUUCUAAGUGGCCGCAGCCUCAAUAUCACGAGCUGUCGGGGAGGGCUCUACUUGCUGCUGAUCUGCAGACCUUGAGCUCUUACGGAGAUCAUGUCAAAGAAAUGUUGGGAGCUUGGCGUGUUCCUUUACAGACGCGUUACAACCCAGAUUAUGUUGCAGACUAUUUCAACAGAAGGCCGCAUCUGCUUGUUUCUCGAUUUUUGGAGGUAGCUGCUGCAUUCAGUUCCGUUGCCGUUCAGGUUCUGAUCGACGGGCAGAAGGUGUCUAGAGACAAGUUUGGAUCAAAAGACGAGGAAGAACAUCUACGGUAUACUCUGAAGAGUGCUGCCGCGUUGAAGAAUAUGCUUGUGGGUCUUGGCCCGACUUUUAUCAAAGUGGCCCAGUCUCUAUCGUCCCGACCUGACUUGAUCGGCACGGAUACCGCGAAGGUUCUAUCAGAGCUGCAGGAUCGUUUGGCUCCUUUUCCAACCGGAGAGGCUAUGGCUGUUAUAGAGCAAGAAUUAGGGGUACCUCUUGGUCAAGUUUUCACCCGCCUUUCAGUAGACCCCGUGGCUGCUGCGUCAUUUGGCCAGGUAUACAGAGGCCAGACAGUUGAAGGACAAGAAGUGGCUGUGAAAGUCCAGCGUCCAGACCUGUUAUUUACCGUAGCACGAGAUAUCUACAUCCUCCGACUCGGGCUAGGACUCGUGCGUAAGGUGGCUGGGAUGAGUUCGGACAUAUCUAUUCUGGCAGACGAGCUUGGGCGGGGUCUUUUUGGUGAACUCGACUACACUUUGGAAGCAGCCAAUGCCAUAACGUUUGAAACAGCGCAUGCUAAACUGUCUUACGUUAAAGUACCAAAAACUCUUCCCCACCUGACGAGUAAGCGAGUCCUGACCAUGGAGUGGAUAGAUGGAUUCCGCCCUUCCGACUUGCAUCUGAUAGCUCAAGGGGGAACUAUCGAUGGCGAGGUUAUUACAGUCACGCAGCAGCGCGAAGCAAAGGUUGCGCUUGAUAAUCUGGUGAAAAAGGGUGUGGAGUCUUCCCUUGUUCAGCUGUUGGAGACGGGCGUAAUGCAUGCGGACCCACAUCCUGGGAACCUAUUAUUCACGAAAGAUGGCAACUUGACCUACUUGGACUUUGGACUCAUCUGUCACAUGGAGAAAAGUCACCAGGCAGCCAUGCUUGCUGCUAUCGCACAUCUUGUGAAUGGAGAGUGGGGAUACCUCGCCAAUGAUCUGGGUGAUAUGGAUGUUUUGAAGCCAACAACAGAUAGAUUUGCUCUUCGCCUGGCUCUAGAGCGGGUUUUCGGUGACGGCCCUGAUGCAGUUGUCAAGGACGGCUUACCAGAUAUCAAUUUUGGACAGGUGACGGGAAAGCUUUGGGAGAUAGCCUUGAAAUUUCGCCUUCGUCUGCCUCCCUACUACACAUUAGUUCUCAGAUCCCUCGCAUCACUUGAAGGAAUAGCACUAUCGGUGGACCCGAACUACAAGGUUUUUGCUUCCGCUUAUCCGUACGUGGUAACACGCCUUCUUACAGACAACUCUCGCCCUACGAGACAGGUUCUUCAGUCACUUGUUCUGAAUGAUAAGAAAGAGCUUAGAUGGGAUAGAAUUGCUUCGAUCGUGAAAACCUCACAAGCAGAGCCUUCCAAUAUGAAAAGUCCAGGUUCAGCUGAAAAUGGUGAACAGAAAUCAGGUGCUAAUUUUGAGAUGGCCGGCAGGAAGAAUGCGUUUAUUGCGCUGCUCUCCUUCUCUCUCUCGCAGAAAGGAUCUUGCAUCAGGCGUGUCCUUGUUGAAGCUGAUACAAUAUCAUUGGCAAAGUCUUUCAUUUCUGCCCCUGCCAGCUCUUACCGUAGAAAAGUCGCAAACAUAUUGUCGGAAGCCUUUUAUCGGUCUGGUUUGAGGCUUUUGGACAUAGAACAAGAGGGGUGCACGGGAGCGAGUAGCAUAUCUAAUCAAGGUGAAACUCAAAGCCUAGAGGAGCCGACUGGAAGUGGCCAAGACUUCAGGAAAGUGCUUUUUGAUUGUGCAGUUAUUUCUCCAGACGCCCUGUUAAAGAAUCGGAGGUUGUGGUUUCUCAUGAAAGUUCUAGCGGGGAAGAUGCAACGUGCCCCACUCCUUCAGCUGAAAGUCGGAUGGACAAUUAUGACCAUGGUGUGCUACGCAGCCGCUAUGGCACUGCACAGAGUUAUGGUUACUCUCAGUGACAAGCUCCUGAGUACCGAAUCCGAGAAAAGAUCUAAUGAGUUGAAACAGUCAUCCCCGAGGCCGAUUUUAAGUUACCAAUAGGAACUGUGUAUUUCAGUUACUGCUCUUGUAUAGUAAUAAACUUGACCGAAUGUACGUAGAUCACAACCACAGUGGAAGUAAAGCCUACA
Molecule: messenger RNA, 3957 nt
Organism: Marchantia polymorpha subsp. ruderalis
Lineage: Eukaryota; Viridiplantae; Streptophyta; Marchantiopsida; Marchantiales; Marchantiaceae
Source: the annotation of a GenBank genome assembly